Molecule: messenger RNA, 1753 nt
Organism: Oryctolagus cuniculus (rabbit)
Lineage: Eukaryota; Metazoa; Chordata; Mammalia; Lagomorpha; Leporidae
Gene: HYLS1
Product: HYLS1 centriolar and ciliogenesis associated
Biological process (GO): cilium assembly
Cellular component (GO): centriole; non-motile cilium
Source: RefSeq, a predicted model, not a curated record
GAGAGGGUGGGCGGUGCCGAGAGUGUCGGUUCGCUCCUGGGAUUUAAAACCUCAGAGACUUGACCGUUAACGGCAGGCUGGACGCGGGGGCGCGCCGUGCGCGUGCGCGAGCUGCCGAACGCUAACCGACACUUGCGGGGUUCGGCUGGCGGCGCGCCGGGACGCGGUGCGACGGGCUCGGCGAGGCAGCUUGUCUCAUCAUAAAUUGCUGGAAGUGGAUUUAAAUUACAGCUUAAAAUUCUGAUUCAUAAUGCAAUGCCAUCUGGAAAACUUAAUCCUUCCUAAUAGUCAUUCUUUGGUUUUUUUUAAACUUGAAUACUAAUGCCAAUCAAGAUAUACUGAAAUAAGGUGGUACAAUAGAAGCUAGCCUAAUUGAAGAAACGUAUCAAUGAUUAUAUUUCACAUUGGAUGUAGAACUUGGAAACAAGAUUUUCUCACUUUAAGCAAUUUGGAUGGCAGAAAAAAGAUGGCCAUACAGUGUAGGGGAAGCAAUGAAGGAACUCAUGGGACCUGAUGGACAAACAUGGGCCAAUAUGGAUCCAGAAGAACGAACUUUAGCAGCUGCUACAGCUUUAACUCAUAUGUGUGCAAGACAAGGUGAGGGAGAUGUCAGGAGAGAAGCCCAAACUACUCAGUAUGAUCCCUACAGCAAAGCCUCAGUAACCCCAGGGAAGCGAACUACUCUUCCUGUGCAACUGCAGUACCCCCAGGUAGAAAGUAAUAACACUUCAGAAACAGGCUCGGAAGCCUCCCAAAGACUAAGAAAGCCAGUAAUGAAGAGAAAAGUACUACGGAGAAAGCCAGAUGGGGAAGUGUUAGUGACAGAUGAGUCAAUUGUCAGUGAAUCAGAAUCUGGUACAGAGAGUGAUCUGUAUCUCUGCGACUUAAGACAAAGGCUGAUGAAUCUGCAGUUCCAAGAAGACCGGGAAUCCCCAAUUGAUAUUUCACAGAAAUUUAAUCUACCACAUGAAUACCAAGGAAAUUCUCAAGAUCAGCUCAUUUGCUAUCUACAAAGAGAAGGAAUGGGCCCUCCAGCUUAUGAACAAGACCUGAUUGUGGCCAGCAGACCCAAGUCCUUUAUUCUCCCCAAACUGGACCAGAUAAGCCGAAACCGGGGCAAGAUAGACCGCGUAGCCCGAUAUUUUGAGUACAAACGCGACUGGGACUCAAUGCGAUUACCUGGUGAAGAUCAAAGGAAGGAAUUACGCUGGGAGGUCCGAGAGCAGAUGCUUUAUAGAGCAGAGCCCCAGUCCAAGCCUCAGCACAUAUAUGUGCCAAACAAUUAUCUAGUACCAACUGAGAAGAAAAGAUCUGCCCUCCGUUGGGGUAUUCGUUGUGACCUUGCAAAUGGUGUCAUGCCCAGGAAGCUUCCCUUUCCUCUUUCUCCUUCAUAAAUUGGUUUGCUUGUCUCUCCUUUCACAGGUCUGUUUGCAGUAGCCUUAAUGUCUCUCUUAAAUGGAAAGAAGUGACUUGAAUAACCCACAGAACAUUACACAGAGUAAGGACUUUACCCAUCAUUGGUCCUUCCUAGCUGUACAUCAUGUUAACAUGCCAAAGUACCACUCUGAAAUUCAGCAAUUAUAGGAUAAAUCAUUCCAGAGAAAGAACAGGCAUAGCCUUUCUAUUUUGUCAGAUUUGUAAGCACCAUUUCUUUAUGCUCUUUGGCCAAUGUGAGCCAAUGUGAACUGCUGUGUUUUAAUAUAUUUAAGUUGCUGGGCAUUAGUCUUAUCUAUUAAAGAAUUUUGGAAAUGCA